AUGGACGUUACCUCAGAUGCUGUAUCCUAUACGCAAUCACCAGAGCCAUUAGAUGUCUUACCGCCAACGGCAAUUGAAUCGAAGGAUUCAUUACACACGCGAACAUUUUAUUCUGAUGUCCCGCAAAAUAUCUUGAAAUCUAAUGAUUCCGUGAUCCUCGGAGUUGAUGAAGCAGGUCGUGGUCCUGUGAUUGGUCCCAUGGUAUAUGGUAUAAGUUAUUGUACAAGAGAGUACCAGGAUAAGGUCUUAAAAAAACGAUAUGCGUUCGAUGAUUCCAAAAAGCUUACAGAUCCUGUGAGAAGAGACCUCUUCCAGCGUAUGUACACUGGAGAAAUAAAUCAAGUUGGAUAUGCUACCACUAGCAUAACUCCAUGCGAUAUAUCGAGCGGAAUGCUACGAUUUCCGCCGGAGAAGAACUACAAUCUCAAUGAGCAAGCUCACGAUGUGACAAUUGCCUUGAUCCAGGGAGUCAUUGACAGGGGCGUCGGAAUAGAGCAUGUGUACGUUGAUACAGUUGGACCACCCGCUACAUAUCAGAAGAAACUAGAAUCCACUUUUCCCAAUAUUAAGUUUACCGUCGCAAAGAAGGCAGAUUCCCUUUAUUGCGUGGUAAGUGUGGCUAGUGUUGUGGCAAAAGUUACGCGUGACGUGCUUGUAGAGCUUCUCAAGACCCGCGACGAUGAAGUGAUCGGGUCUGGGUAUCCUUCUGAUGGCAAGACAACAGCCUGGUUGCGUUCUAACAAGACCGAACUCUUUGGGUGGUCCUCCAAAAUGGUGCGGUUCUCAUGGCAGACAGCGCAAACCCUGCUAGACAAGAAUCCCGAUGCAGUUAGUAUGGAAUGGGAGGAUGACUUUUUAGGGAAGGGAUCUCAGUCUGUGUCGGCAAUGUUUGCAGUUCCACCAAAAGUGAUCACCUUAGAUAAUUGGUAUGGAGAGUGA
Molecule: messenger RNA, 939 nt
Organism: Lachancea dasiensis
Lineage: Eukaryota; Fungi; Ascomycota; Saccharomycetes; Saccharomycetales; Saccharomycetaceae
Source: the annotation of a GenBank genome assembly